This is a messenger RNA of Glycine soja, 539 nucleotides long. RefSeq names its product glu S.griseus protease inhibitor-like. Gene Ontology annotation, biological process: response to wounding. The coding region runs from base 103 to 315 and encodes 70 amino acids. Lineage: Eukaryota; Viridiplantae; Streptophyta; Magnoliopsida; Fabales; Fabaceae. The record is from RefSeq and is a predicted model, not a curated record. The transcript has 2 exons. Gene Ontology annotation, molecular function: serine-type endopeptidase inhibitor activity.
UGCCAGCAGAACAAACUAUAAAUACCCCCACAUAUCAACGCAUCUAUAUAUAUCACGAACAGAAGAAUAUAUUACAUUAAGAAAGCCCAAAAAAAGAAGAAGAUGGCGUCCGAGUGCAAAGGUAAGAGCUCAUGGCCUGAGUUGGUUGGAGUGGAAGGAACGGUGGCGGUGGCUACAAUUGAGAGGGAGAAUCCUUUGGUGGAUGCUAACACUGUGCUUAAAGGAUCCAUCGUCACCGCUGAUUUUCGAUGUGAUAGGGUUCGGGUUUGGGUCACCAAACAUGGAAUUGUUUAUCAGGCUCCAAGAAUUGGAUAAGAAGUGUUUACACUAAAGCACUUCAUAUAUAUGUUAUGAGUCAUGAAUAUAAUAGUAUUUAAAUAAGGAGUUAUUCUUCCAAUUAUGUUAUUUGAUUGAAAAUAAAAACAUGACUAUAAGAAAUUUGUUUUUUCUUAUUUUUAAUUAUGUUAUGCACUGCAAAUAAAUAUACAAAUUGUGUGUUUCAUUUUCUUUUUGUACGCAAUAAUUAAACCAUUUAUAUA